This is a messenger RNA of Didymodactylos carnosus, 1278 nucleotides long. NCBI's taxonomy places the organism in Eukaryota, Metazoa, Rotifera, Eurotatoria, Philodinida, Philodinidae. The record is from the annotation of a GenBank genome assembly.
AUGAAAAGAGUCCAAGCUAAUCUAGACGAAAAAACUCAUGCAUUAAAGACUUUCUUAGAGAGAUUAGAACAACAACAGAACGAUCAACAAAUGGAAAUUCAAGCAAACACUGAGACUAUUUCUCAAUUGCAAACAGCAUUGAUAAGCGAUUUAAGAACUGAACAAUCGAAUACCAAGAAAGAUCGUGAAAAAUAUGCCAACGAUUUGAAAAAACUUGAAGAACGUCUGAAUGAUGCUGCGAAACCAUCCGAUCUGACGUUGAAAGAUGCCAUUAACAAACUGAAAAUCGAAUAUAAAACAAUUAAAGAUCAUCAAGCCAUAUCAAAAAUGACACUUGAUGAGCAAGGGAGUGCAAUAAAAAUCAUGCGAAAACAAAUUGAAGAAGCAGAGCAUCCGAAGCAAUCGGAUCUUAACAAACUUCAGAAGGAUCUGGAGAACCUGAAUGAUGAACAAAGAAGAGUGAAGAAAGCCUUUGAACAUUUAGAAGGAUUACUUACCACACGGUUAACAGCUCUUCUUCCUGUAGCUAGUACAGGUAUAGAGCGAAGAAUGGAGGUGGUGGAACAGAAAAAUUCUAUUGAAGCAAAACUAGAAGAUGUUAAAAGUAGACUAGCUCAUCUACAACAAACAUUUGACUCAUCCUCCAACUUAGCCCGAGUUUCUGAGCAACAGAGGAGCAUUCAACAUGAAAUGGAACUCCUGCGGGGUCAGCUGUUGCAUACAUCUGAUCCAAACACUGAAGUCAAUGAACUACAAACAGGUCUAAACAAUCUUAGAAGAGAUUACCAGAUUACCAAGAGAGGACUUCAGGAGGCACUUGGCGAGCUGAAGUCGUUGAAGACGCUGUUAGACUCGCCACCGCCGACAUCAGUGAUCACACCGGUUAAUACCAAUGCUUUGACAGCAGUAGAUAAGAAUGAACUUCUUCAGAAAAUAAACGAAAGUGAUCAAAAGCAUGAAAACCUAAUUGGAAAAUUGCACACAAAGCAAACAAGUGACUAUGAGAGUAUGGAGAACAAUCUAAAAGAUACUAAAAAGAAAAUCGUACCACGCGAUGAUAUUGAAAAGCUGAUUGAUAAUAAGUAUGCUGAUGAACGUGCAAAGAAACAACAAGCAGUAGAACAUUUUUUAGAUCAAAUCAACGAACUUAAAAAGAAACUAUCUUUCUUGGAGGCUCAAGUAAAAAAACCAAAACCAGUCCAUACACUUCCAUUCAUUGAAUUGUUACCACCGUUAGAUCUGGUUAAUGAUACGUGGAAUCAAACUACUUCUAACUGA